Molecule: messenger RNA, 6260 nt
Organism: Pipra filicauda (Wire-tailed manakin)
Lineage: Eukaryota; Metazoa; Chordata; Aves; Passeriformes; Pipridae
Gene: ARFGEF2
Product: ADP ribosylation factor guanine nucleotide exchange factor 2
Exons: 38
Coding region: 133-5196 (1687 amino acids)
Biological process (GO): regulation of ARF protein signal transduction
Molecular function (GO): guanyl-nucleotide exchange factor activity
Source: RefSeq, a predicted model, not a curated record
CGUGGCGGCGGCGCGGCCGCUGAGGGGGGCGCGUCUCUUCCGGGAGGUGCCGCGGGCCUUGAGCGCCGGCCCGGGCCUUAUUCGCGGCCCCUGCCCCCGCUCCCGGCCCCGCCGGAACCGCCCCGCCCCGCCAUGCAGCCCCCGGCCCGCGAGCAGGACGCCCGCACCAAGAGCAUGUUCGUGUCGCGGGCCCUGGAGAAGAUUCUGGCGGAGAAGGAGGCGAAGCGGCCGCCGCACGGGCAGCUGCGGAGAGCCUGCCAGGUGGCGCUGGAUGAAAUAAAGAGUGAGCUGGAAAAGCAAAGAGAAGGCACUGCUGCUCCACCGAAAGCAAAUUUCAUCGAAGCAGAUAAAUACUUCCUUCCGUUUGAGCUGGCCUGCCAGUCAAAGUCUCCCCGCAUUGUCAGCACUUCCCUGGAUUGCCUACAGAAACUCAUAGCAUAUGGACAUAUCACUGGCAACGCUCCAGAUAGCGGAGCUCCUGGAAAACGGCUGAUUGACCGCAUAGUUGAAACCAUUUGCAACUGCUUUCAGGGUCCUCAAACAGAUGAAGGAGUACAGCUGCAGAUAAUUAAGGCUCUCCUCACUGCAGUAACAUCUCCGUAUAUAGAAAUCCAUGAAGGAACAAUUCUCCAGACUGUUAGAACCUGCUACAACAUCUAUCUGGCCAGUAAAAAUCUUAUUAACCAGACAACUGCCAAAGCUACCCUGACACAGAUGUUAAAUGUCAUUUUUACACGGAUGGAAAACCAAGCUGUCCAGGAGUCCAGGGAAGCAGAGAGGGCGGCUCAGCAGAAGGCGCAGUCCCCGGCGGUGCCGGCAGGGUCCCAGUCCCCGGGGCAGGGGCAGCUCAGCUCCCGGGGAGGCAGAGCCGCGGCCCCCGGCGGUGUGGGAAUGGCCAACGGGGAGCCCGAGGGGCCGCCGGACCGGGACCGCGCCCCGGCAGCACCAGAGGAAACAACUGAUGGAGGAAAGGAAAUGGUUAAAGACAUCUUGGAAGAUGUGGUCAAGUCAGCUGUGAAAGUGGCUGAAGAAAAGCAGGUAACAGAACCAGUCAGGGCUCUGCCUGCACUGGAGACUGCAGAUACUGUUCUUUCUGGCUCUAGCAAUGAAAACGUGCAAACAAACGGGAUUUCAGAUGAUGGGCAGUCUGUUUCCUCCACUGAUAAUCUGGAAACAGAUGUAUCUGGACAUCAAGCUGCUGCCAGAUUUUCCCAUGUUCUUCAAAAGGAUGCCUUCCUUGUGUUCAGGUCGUUGUGCAAGCUCUCCAUGAAACCGCUCGGGGAUGGACCACCAGACCCCAAAUCCCAUGAGUUGCGCUCCAAGGUCGUGUCUCUGCAGCUGCUCCUGUCGGUGCUGCAGAACGCGGGUCCGGUUUUCAGGACACACGAAAUGUUCAUCAAUGCAAUCAAGCAAUAUCUUUGUGUAGCAUUAUCUAAAAACGGAGUCUCUUCUGUUCCUGACGUGUUUGAGCUCUCUCUCGCCAUCUUUCUCACGCUGCUUUCGAAUUUUAAGACCCAUUUAAAAAUGCAGAUUGAGGUGUUCUUCAAAGAGAUCUUCCUGAAUAUUCUAGAGACUUCUUCAAGUUCCUUUGAACACAAAUGGAUGGUGAUUCAGACUUUAACUAGAAUUUGUGCAGAUGCCCAGUGUGUAGUGGAUAUUUAUGUGAACUAUGACUGUGAUUUAAACGCUGCUAAUAUUUUUGAGCGCCUGGUGAAUGAUUUGUCCAAAAUUGCACAGGGACGAAGUGGGCAUGAGUUGGGCAUGACACCUUUACAGGAGCUCAGCCUGAGGAAAAAAGGACUUGAAUGUUUGGUUUCCAUUUUGAAAUGUAUGGUAGAAUGGAGCAAAGACCUUUAUGUGAAUCCCAAUCACCAGACUGGCUUGGGUUCAUACAAACCAUCUGAACAGGAAAUGGCUGAAGGUAAAUGCCUGGAGAGUGGAGGGAGACGGAGUAGUGUCAGUUCCUUGGACUCCACCGUGUCCUCAGGAGUUGGAAGUGUUGGUACUCAGACUGCUGUCCCGGAUGACCCGGAGCAAUUUGAAGUCAUCAAGCAACAAAAGGAAAUAAUUGAACAUGGGAUAGAACUGUUUAAUAAAAAACCGAAGAGGGGAAUACAGUAUCUACAGGAGCAGGGGAUGCUUGGCACUACAGCUGAGGACCUGGCACAAUUCUUACACCAAGAGGAACGCCUCUGUUCUACUCAAGUAGGGGAGUUUCUUGGGGAAAGCAACAAGUUUAACAAGGAAGUGAUGUAUGCCUAUGUAGACCAGCUUGAUUUCUGUGGAAAAGACUUUGUCUCUGCUCUGCGUAUAUUUCUGGAAGGUUUUCGUCUGCCAGGCGAAGCCCAGAAGAUCGAUAGAUUAAUGGAGAAGUUUGCUGCUAGAUACAUUGAGUGCAACCAACGGCAAACACUAUUUGCUAGUGCUGACACUGCUUAUGUUUUGGCAUACUCCAUUAUAAUGCUGACUACAGACUUGCACAGUCCACAGGUAAAAAAUAAAAUGACAAAGGAGCAGUACAUUAAAAUGAAUCGAGGAAUCAAUGACAGUAAAGACCUGCCAGUAGAGUAUUUAUCCACAAUCUAUGAAGAAAUAGAAGGAAAGAAAAUUGCCAUGAAAGAGACAAAAGAAUACGCAAUUGCAACCAAGUGUAGUAAACCAAGUGUGGCCAACGAGAAGCAGCGGAGGUUGUUGUACAACUUGGAGAUGGAGCAGAUGGCAAAGACAGCCAAGGCCCUGAUGGAGGCAGUGAGCCACGCCAAGGCGCCUUUCACCAGCGCCACUCACCUGGACCACGUCAGGCCCAUGUUCAAACUCGUCUGGACUCCAUUGCUGGCAGCUUACAGUGUUGGCUUGCAGAACUGUGAUGACACAGAGGUUGCAUCUCUGUGUUUGGAAGGAAUACGCUGUGCCAUUAGGAUAGCUUGUAUCUUUGGAAUGCAGCUUGAACGAGAUGCUUAUGUACAGGCCCUUGCUCGAUUUUCCUUGUUGACUGCCAGUUCCAGCAUUACAGAAAUGAAACAGAAGAACAUUGAUACCAUUAAGACACUCAUUACAGUUGCUCACACAGAUGGCAACUAUCUCGGGAAUUCUUGGCAUGAGAUCUUGAAAUGUAUUAGCCAGCUGGAACUGGCACAGCUCAUAGGAACUGGCGUGAAAACUCGGUAUUUGUCUGGCUCUGGGCGUGAGAGGGAAGGCAGCAUUAAGGGCUAUGCCUCUGCAGGGGAGGAGUUUAUGGGCCUGGGAUUAGGGAACCUGGUUGGGAGUGGGGCUGACAAACGGCACAUGGCGAGCAUCCAGGAGUCCGUGGGGGAGACCAGCUCCCAGAGUGUGGUGGUGGCAGUGGACAGGAUAUUUACGGGCUCGACUCGGCUGGAUGGGAACGCCAUAGUUGACUUUGUGCGGUGGCUCUGUGCCGUGUCCAUGGAUGAACUGGCUUCCCCGCACCACCCUCGCAUGUUCAGCCUGCAGAAGAUCGUGGAGAUCUCCUAUUACAACAUGAACCGCAUCAGGCUGCAGUGGUCGAGGAUCUGGCACGUGAUUGGAGAUCACUUCAAUAAGGUUGGGUGUAACCCUAAUGAAGAUGUCGCCAUCUUUGCCGUAGACUCAUUAAGGCAGCUGUCAAUGAAAUUUCUUGAGAAGGGAGAGUUGGCCAACUUCCGCUUCCAGAAAGACUUCCUAAGGCCUUUUGAGCAUAUUAUGAAGAAAAACAGAUCUCCGACUAUUCGGGACAUGGUGAUACGCUGUAUUGCUCAGAUGGUGAACUCUCAGGCUGGUAACAUUCGUUCAGGCUGGAAAAAUAUCUUUGCAGUCUUUCAUCAGGCGGCGUCAGACCACGAUGGGAAUAUUGUGGAGCUGGCCUUUCAGACUACAGCACACAUAGUCACAAAUAUUUUCCAGCAGCAUUUCCCAGCAGCAAUUGACUCAUUUCAGGAUGCAGUAAAAUGCCUCUCUGAGUUUGCCUGUAACGUUGCCUUCCCGGACACCAGCAUGGAGGCCAUCAGGCUUAUUCGCUACUGUGCAAAAUAUGUCUCAGAGAGACCACAGGUUUUAAGAGAAUACACAAGUGAUGACAUGAAUGUGGCUCCUGGGGACAGAGUAUGGGUCAGAGGAUGGUUUCCCAUUUUAUUUGAACUUUCUUGUAUCAUCAAUCGUUGCAAAUUAGAUGUUCGAACAAGAGGCUUAACAGUGAUGUUUGAAAUCAUGAAGAGUUACGGGCAUACCUUUGAAAAGCACUGGUGGCAAGACCUGUUCAGAAUUGUGUUUCGGAUUUUUGAUAAUAUGAAACUCCCUGAACAACAAACAGAGAAAUCCGAGUGGAUGACCACGACGUGCAACCACGCGCUCUACGCCAUCUGCGACGUCUUCACCCAGUUCUACGAGGCUUUGCACGAGAUCCUCCUUCCCGACAUACUUGCACAGUUGCACUGGUGUGUAAAACAAGAUAAUGAGCAGUUGGCACGAUCAGGUACAAACUGCCUGGAAAACCUGGUAAUACUCAAUGGACAGAAAUUCAGCCCUGAAGUCUGGGGCCAGACAUGCAAUUGUAUGCUAGAAAUCUUCAAAACAACUAUUCCUCAUGUCUUGCUGACAUGGAGGCCUGCAGGAAUGGAGGAAGAUUCAUCUGAAAAACACUUGGAUUUGGACCUAGAUCAUCAGUCUUUAAGCAGCAUGGAUAAAAAUGCUUCUGAAAGAGGACAAAGUCAGUAUUCAAAUCCAACAGAUGAGAGCUGGAAGGGUGGUCCUUAUACAAACCAGAAACUAUUUGCUGGCCUCCUUAUCAAGUGUGUGGUGCAGCUGGAGUUGAUACAGACCAUUGAUAACAUAGUGUUCUAUCCAGCAACAAGCAAGAAGGAGGAUGCUGAGCACAUGGCUGCAGCUCAGCGAGACGCAUUGGAUGCAGAUAUCCACAUUGACACAGAGGACCAAGGAAUGUACAAAUACAUGUCUUCUCAUCACCUCUUUAAGUUACUGGAUUGUCUGCAAGAGUCUCAUUCGUUUUCAAAAGCCUUUAACUCAAACUAUGAGCAGCGAACUGUGUUAUGGAGAGCAGGGUUCAAGGGUAAAUCAAAACCCAAUCUCUUAAAACAAGAGACCAGCAGCUUGGCGUGCUGCUUGAGGAUCCUGUUCCGGAUGUACGUGGAUGAAAGCCGGCGGGACUCCUGGGAUGCGGUUCAGCGGCGGCUGCUCAGGUAGGAGAGCCUGGGGACAAGGGCUGUUCCCCCUCAGCCACCACAGCUCACAGCCUGGGGACAAGGGCUGUUCCCCCUCAGCCACCACAGCUCACAGCCUGGGGACAAACAGCCCAGUCCGUGGAGAUGACCAUGGAUAAACAGAUAGAACGACUCUCUAUUAGAAGUUAAUUUAGCAGUAAGGAAACAAUCUGCCUGAACAAAGGAAGCACCUUCUUGCCUGACAUAGGCUUUUCUUUACAGAAGUGAUGAUGUCUGAAUACUUUUACCACCAGAGUCCAUAGUGAUAGUCAGAGGUAUAAUAGGAUACACUGCACUCCCUUUAGAUUAUUGUAAGCUGCUGUAUACCUAGAAUUUAAACAAAUGUAGAAAAUCAUGCUAAAUAAAUAUAAAAAGGUAUUUGGAUGGGUUGUUGGUACAUAGAAGUUCAAAUUACUAAUCUCUGAUCAAAUGUGAAGAUCUUCCAAGCCUGCUGUUGGCACUAAGGCAGUGGAUUCUGAUCUACUAGCAUCUGUGGACGUGUUAAUCUGCUUAGUGUGUAAAAGGGAAGGUUCCAUUGCUUCUUUAAUUAAGUGUGUCCUAAAAUAGCCAUAGUUAAGUGGUACAGUUUGUACCUUGUGUUUACAGUCUGCAGCAGGGACCAAAAAUUUAUUAAUACAAUAAUAAUUCCUCUUUAAUCCGUGACGCUGAGCUCUGCAGAUCUUUUUUAAACCAGCCUAGAUUUGGAGGGAGAGCUCUCUCACGGUGCUGUUGCUUCAGCUGUCCCAGUAUAAGAGUCAGGAAAUAGUGUUUGCAGGUUGAAGGUGACAGCACUUCAAUUACAAAAUGUUUAUUGGGCAAGUCAGACUUUUCCAUCUCUGUCUCUGUCGUUCUCUGUUGCCAACAUGAAAAGUAUUUCAAGUUAUCCGGAACAACUCCUGUAACAGAAAAGACAAAACAAAUUUAUGUAGUUAAAGUUGUUGCAUGUGAUUGAAAACUUUCCCAUUGAAGUGCAUCUUGCUUGAAAACAAGAUACAAUGAGAGGACAAACUGCACGUUAUAAAAAGCUUUAUAAGUGUUUUCUUUAUG